AUGUGUGAAAUACAGCAAUCUGUAAAAGAACAACUAACAGAAAUUAAUAGUCUACAUAUAACUUCGGAUUUAGAAAAUGAUAUUAAUGAAGCAGCUGAACCGAAAUUGCUAAAUUUGCCAGUAGAGAUUAUUUUAAAAAUUUGUUCAUUUUUGGAAGCAGAUGUUUUAAAGUACAGCUUAAGUAAAGUAUGCAGAAGAUUUGAAAACAUUUUAGCUGAUGAGCACCUGUGGAAGUUUUGGGUACAUAGUAAAAUAAAAGGUUACUUUCCUGCACUGCCAAAUUUGAAAAUAUGGGAUGAUUCACCCAUAGAGUGGGAGGAAAUAUGUGUUGAAAUGGAUGUUGAAAGGAAGAAAUGGUGUAAUGUAAAGGAAACAACUAAGCAUAUAGUUAUUAAAGAUGUUCACUAUGCAUCAGUAGAUACAGUACUUUUGGCAAAUAAGGGUGGAAUCUGUUUAUCUGGGGGAAGAGAUCGUGGUAUGGCUUUUUGGCAUGUAAUGGAUUUAAAGGCCAGUGCUAGUGCUUUUGAUGGUACUACUAUCCUCAGAGAUGCAAAACCUCAUCAUAUUAAACAUGAUGCACAUGCAGGAUGGGUAUGGGAUCUAGCUGCAGAUAACAUCGAAAAUGCCUCUGUUAUUUUCUCAGCUUCAUGGGACAAUACUGUCAAAGCCUGGGACUUGGUCAGUGGACUAAAUUGUAUUGAAACUUUUAGAUGUGGAAUGUCCGCUUUGUCAGUUGAAUACAGCACUGUACAAACCAGUACUAUUGAUGUGACACAGUUGCGGUACCAAAACGGCGUUUUGGUUAUCGGAACAUGCGAUUCAGCCCUUGAAUUUUGGAUUCAAAACAACAGUUACAGUCAUGAACUA
Iphiclides podalirius (scarce swallowtail) is the source of this 867-nucleotide messenger RNA. The record is from the annotation of a GenBank genome assembly. NCBI's taxonomy places the organism in Eukaryota, Metazoa, Arthropoda, Insecta, Lepidoptera, Papilionidae.